Messenger RNA from Hydra vulgaris (swiftwater hydra), 2528 nucleotides. RefSeq names its product anaphase-promoting complex subunit 4. NCBI's taxonomy places the organism in Eukaryota, Metazoa, Cnidaria, Hydrozoa, Anthoathecata, Hydridae. The record is from RefSeq and is a predicted model, not a curated record. Gene Ontology annotation, biological process: anaphase-promoting complex-dependent catabolic process; protein K11-linked ubiquitination. Gene Ontology annotation, molecular function: protein binding. Gene Ontology annotation, cellular component: anaphase-promoting complex; nuclear periphery.
UUUUUUCAUUAGUAGUAAACUGUUAAAUUUAAACAGUGUAAUUUAAAAAGAUUAGUGUUGAACUUUUGAGUCUGUCGGUAUUUUGUGCAUUUCAUGAGUCUAGGAGUCAGUGUUUUAUUAUUUCUUUUAGUCUGGUAGUAAAGUAUCUCUACAAAAAUGCGUAACUUUGAAAACCUUAUUCAGCCGUAGUUAUUAGGAAGUAUUUUAGUUUAGUUGAUACCUGUACCUUACUAUUACCUAAUAAUGACUUCAUUUCGACAAAUUUGUGACAAAGCUUGUAACAUUGAAAUAUUACAUUCAGAAUGGAGUCCUAUGAGAGACUUAAUUGCAGUUGUUUUAAGUAAUGGAGACGUUCGACUGCAUCGCUUAUAUUGGCAAAAGGUUUGGGUAAUGCCUGGAAAAACUAAUAAAGCAGCUCAAGUUGCUUGGAAACCUGAUGGGAAACUGUUAGCUAUUGGUUAUGAAGAUGGUUCUGUAAGUUUAGUGGAGAUAGAGAAAGCUCUUAUACUUAACACCGUAAAAUGUCCAUGUAAAGUAACAUCGCUUCGUUGGAGCUCUCAAACAAAAUCCAAAAAGUAUAACGAGUUUAGCGAAAAAUGCGUUCCAUUUGUUGAAAAAGACAAUUUAAAGUUAGAGUUUAACAAUCUAAAUAUUUUGAUAAAUAGUUCAGAUAAUGAGAAUGAGUUUAUGUUAACUGUGGGCUGUGAAAAUGGAGAGGUCUUUUAUUAUGCUGAAGGCAUUUUUCUUAUAUUAUCAGUAAAUUUAAACAACAAUCUAUUCCAAAAUGUUAUUGUUUUAAAUACACAUGUAGAGUUAUCAACUGGAGUGCUUUCUGUAAUCUUUAAAGGAGUUGAGUCUAACAGUAAUGCACUUAUGAAGCACUUAGAAUGCACUUAUUUGCAGCAAUAUUCUUCAAAACUUUUUUCUGAACAAAGCUCAGACUUAUUUUUUUUGUCUAGAAAACUUAUAAAAAUUAUUACUCUAAUAGAUAAAUGUGAAAAAGUUAUUAAUCGGAUGAAAGAGGUAUCUGAUGAUGUGUGUUUUAGAAUAAAUACUAAACUUGAAAAACUUGAGGAAAUGCUGCAAGGAACUGGAAGUUCUGUUGUUGGUGUUUUUACAGCAGCUUACACAAUAGGUGAAGCCAGUCCUGAGAUGGAAACAUUUUUAAUACAACAUUUUACAAUAAAAGGAUUAAAACAAAUUUCACAAAGUGUUCAUUCUUCUUAUUUAAAUUUGCAAGCUUUUAUAAAUGAAGAACUAGAAGUAAUUUUGCAGCAUUUAUUGUUCAACAUAGUUGAAUUAUGUGGAAUGGAAGAAAUGUUUGAUAAGUUUGGUCUUUUAUGUAUAACAGAUGGUAUCACACUAAAAUGUUUAUCCAUACUACACCAACUGAUGUUGAAGACACGUGCGUUACUUCAAGCUGUUUGCAGUGAUAUGAACAAUUUUCGAAUUUUUUUUGUUUGGCUUAUAAGUUUUAUGUUUACUAUAAGUGAUGAAGAAAACCCUAUUCCUUUUAAACAAUUUACGAAUGAUGAAUUUGAUGUUAUGCUAGAAUUUUUGGAGUAUCGUCUGUUAAAAGUUAAGAAAAACAAUAAAUAUGGCUAUGACCUAGAACGAGUUAGUCAAUUUUUUCAACCAGAGGUUUUAGAUUUUCCAGAUGAUUAUUCAAGCAAUGCUUGGUACAAUUUCAUAAGUUCAAAUAAUUUGCUAAAAAACAGUAAACUCAUUAUUAAACCAAAUUCACAAGCCACCUUAGUUAGUUUGUUUAAUCAACUGAAAGAUGCAUUUGAUGUAAUUUUUCGAUCAUUCAAACAAUAUUUAUCUGACUCUUUUAGUUUGAAAACAUCUAUAAAAAUUUUUGAAAAUCAUCCAGAUCAUCCUGAUUACAAAAAAAGUUGUUUUCCGUCAACCUCAUUUCUUCAAAAAGAAAAUUUAAUAUUAGCAUUAGUUGUAGCUUGUUCUUGUGAAUCUAAUGAUCUAAUUUUAUUAAAAAUUGAUGCAAACAGUUUAGUUAAUGUACACCAUUGUGUGAUUGAAUUAGAUCCAGACUUGAAUUCGUCUUAUACUGAUGAUAACUACGUUAUAUUAAGAAAUGCACAGUUUUAUAACUUUGAAACUAUCACUGUUGUAUUUGAGGAAUUUAAUAGUAAUGAUAAUAGCUCCAGUGUUAUUGGUCAGGUAGCGUUGAGUAAAAUAUUAAAUAAUAAAUCAAUAGAGCUGACAACUGAUUAUAGUUAUUGUGUUCUUAAUACAAUUUUAGAGCUCAAACAACAACAGGCCAUUAGAGGAUUCAUUUCUGAACAACGUUAUAUUGAAGGGUUUAGUUCAAAGUUUAUAUGUGUAAAUGGAUAUUCACGUAAAGUUUGUUGUUUAGUAGCAGCAAGUGGAAGGAGAGUCUGUAUAUUUGAUAUGUCUUCUGAAGAUGAUAUUGAAAAUGAUAAAAAUGAUGAUACUAGCGAAUCACAAUUAUAAAUAUUUUAAAUUAUAGUUUUUUAAUUAUAGAAUUAAAUUACAUUACUUAUAGAUUU